Molecule: messenger RNA, 8589 nt
Organism: Penicillium manginii
Lineage: Eukaryota; Fungi; Ascomycota; Eurotiomycetes; Eurotiales; Aspergillaceae
Gene: atmA
Product: DNA-binding protein kinase TEL1
Exons: 7
Coding region: 1-8589 (2862 amino acids)
Biological process (GO): DNA repair
Molecular function (GO): protein binding; protein serine/threonine kinase activity
Source: RefSeq, a predicted model, not a curated record
AUGGGGGAAUUGUUGAUCGAAAAGGCGCUUGGGCAGCUAACGUCGGACAAGCAGAAGGAGCGCACCGACGGUCUAGCAGACCUCAAAUAUAUAUUACAGCAAAACAAGGGAAGCUCGAGACUCUCCGACCUCAAUGACAAAGCCUGUCACAAGAUCUUUGAGUCUUUAUUUCGAUUUAUUGCCUCAGAGAGACCCGCUUUCAAUCGAGCCCAACAAUCAAAUUCAAGUUCCAGAAGCCCCGCCGUCUCCCGCCUAUCCACAUGUGCCUCUGUCAUUCGAACGGCUGUGGAUGUCUUCCUGCGCAACCUAAGAACCAAAACGGUCCGCGCGAUCAUUGAUCAUAUCACAGAUACCAUACCCGUGCCAGGAGAAGGCCUAUGGGAUGUUCUUAGCGUGGAUUAUACUAAAUGCCUGACCUCAUUAGUUCGCUACGCGCCUCACAAUGAACACCUGGGCGAUGCGGAAUGGGAAAAGCUCAUCGAAUUUUGCCUAGCAGUCAUCAACACCCAGGAGGGCGAUGAAAGCCAGCUCAGUAUCAGAGGUGAUAAUAGGUCCCCAGAAGACCUACUGGAUGCCAACAACAGUCGUUCAACACCAGUCAGACUAACGACUCCCGCGCCUGCUGCUAGGAGAAAGUCUGCAAGCAAUAUCAAUAUCAAUAGCAUAGGUGAAGUGGUGGAAUGUGUCCAGCUUCUGACAGUAAGCCCCAGUGCUCCUGUCCAGGCUGCUGCUGAGACUAUCUUGCAAGCCCUGGUUGAAUUUGUCAAAACUUCCCCCGCGAUUGCAGGGAACAUGCAACAAUUGGCAUUUACCAGCAUCAAUGCAGUGGCCCUGAAAAUUUUAUUUGACCAAUCCGACCUCGUUAGAUCAUCUACUUUGGAGCUUAUACCCGUGGUUCGACGCCUGUGGCCCACAAAACUCCCGAGACUAAGGGAUGAGCUGUUGAUCACGAUGAUGGUUUGGACGGUGGUUUUGUUUGAUGAGGUUCAAGAAGAUCCAUCCGAGACAGUCACACGAUCAAUUGAAGACUUGGUUGAUACUUUACAUUCCGAGUACCUGAAGCGACCAGAGAAAGAUCUGCUCCAGAUUGACGAUAUUACCUUGGACAGUACACCAGUGAAAAGUAACCGUCCUAUCUACGGACCGCGCCUCGGGAGUUCCCGAUCGGAACACAACUGGACAGUUCUUUGGUCCAUCGCAAAUCUUUCAAAGCUUUCAGGAAAGUUACAUAUUCACACUCAUGACAACGAUGUUGCAGACGACAAGCCAAGCAAAAGACGACGUUUCAAUUCUGAAGCCGAUGACAUUUUUCGGGAUGCAGUAUCGGCAACAGGCACACGGCGGGUUUGCGCACUGCAACUAGUUCCGCUCCUUGUGAAUGAGCGGAGCAUUGAGCAAAAAGAAGAUCUAAUCCAGCGGCUUGUCCCGAAUAUCCUCGACGACAACAGUGCUGUCUCUUCGUGGACUAUGGUGGCGCUGGCCAGUCUUGCCAUUGGCUCCGACGCUCAACGACCAAUAUUGAAAAGCACGUGGGUACGCGUUAUGGAUCUUUCAUCUCGUGUGAUAUCUUCAUUUCCCACUUCGAGGGCCGCCUGCAAUCUAAUGGGCUUGAUCCUCGAGGCAGACCUGUUGGAAAACUCUGUUGUUUCGGAUUAUAUACGUUCAAUGUUGAUGUCUGCGAAUUUACAUGGGCCCUCUUCAAUCUCAGACGCCUCGUUAAGCCUUUGGGUCUCCAUAGCGCGGCGAAAAACACAAUUGAAUUUGGCGUCUGUGCAAAAUGCGUCAAAGCAGAUAUGCAGCUGGCUGAGGGAAGUAUGGACAAUUGUGCUGGCACCAACGGGGCCUAUAGCUGGGACGUGGCUCUUGUUCCACGAGAACAGGGAGCUUCUAGAAUAUCUCUUCAGUGUCGACAUGGCUUUCCAGAAUUCCAACCCUUGGGGUAGACAAGGUUCAUGGGAUCUGAGCCCUUCGCCUCGACAAGAUGCCGAUGACCUCGUAAUACUAGAGCUCCUGAAAUCAAAAGGCGAAUUCUUUGUCCAGGCCUGGCAGACGAUCACCGCGGAUAAAUCCGUUCAUCUAACUACAGAUAUCUUACAAAUCCUGACAUCGUUUUGCACCACCACAUCUCUUUUUCUGGCUUGCGUGCCCGAUAGGCUUGAGUUCCAGAGCGAAGAAAUUCUUCAUAAUUGCCAAUUUCUCUGGAAAUCCAUAUGCGAUUCAUGUGCAGUCUCUGGCCCAAUGUCUACUAUUCCAUGUCUCGAAAUCUUGUCAUCGAUUCUUCCGUCAUCCCUACCCGCCGCGGACGAUAUCCGCUGGAAGGCUCUUUAUCCACUGAUGGUUCCGCUCUCUGACCUGCUUGAGAGCUUCCGUGACAGGAAGAAGAUAGACCAAUCCUUACCCAUUGAUUUUAUGGAUCUGGACGAUCCCAUGACAAGUCGAGAAAAUGGAGCGUCCGCAGAUCUAACCUUAAUUCCUCAGAACCGACAAUAUGGCAGAUUAAUUACGGAUACCUCUACAUUUCAACGCCUCCUAACUAUCCAAGUGUCGGUUCUUAGGAAGUUUCAUGACAAUAACAGUGGAUUGGAGCUGUCGAUUUUGGUCGAGUAUCUGCUUGGUUUAGAUGAGGCAGACCUUCUUUGCGCAUCCCAGUUUUUAUCUGAUCUCUAUCAUGGUAUGUCAGCAGCAAAAAGGGAAGAAAUUCUGCAAGUCCUCGAGCAUGUUGGAGAAAAAUGCCUCCAGUCAUAUGAAAUGGAACGCUGUGAGGCCUCUCAUGGUAUCUGUGUUCGCAUGAUGUCAGGCUUUGUAUCAUCUUGGGCAAUCAAUCAGAACGACACGCUCAAUGAAUCGGCCAUGGAUUUGUACGAUUGGUUCAUGCAGGUUCUACUGACCAAAAAACGAGCAUCGCCAAGAGUUUACAUCCUACUGCUGGAGCUUUUGCACGCCGUGCUCAAUGCUUGUCCCUCAUACGGUUCUGAUCAGCUUCUUCCGUCACCGCGCACAAGCCUUUUCGAGAUUUUGCAAGAAGGGGAUAUUGUUGUCAAAUUCACCGCCGCAAGACUGACUCCAAUCCUCUUCGAGCGAUUCUCUUUCAAGGAUCACGAUGCCAUGUUCGAUGACGUGCUAGAAAGUUUGCCCAGAGAUCCAGACUGGAUUGAGGGCAUUGCCCUUCGCCUUUUUGUCUUGUCUCGGCUGGCCUCAAAAUGGCACACUUUGCUGCGAAGAAGUAUAUAUCACAUGUUUGAAACCCCAGCUCAGGUCCCUCUUUCUCUGGGAUAUGCCCGGAAAUGUGUGAAAUCCGUUUCGAAUGCGCUUGGUCUAGGCAGCCCACAAGAACUAUUUCGCCUCUUUGCCUCUCAAAUUCUCUACACCUGGACAGAAACGCAAAGUGUCAUGUCUAUGCCGUUUAGUAUGUUCGCAUAUGUGAGUCUCCAAGAAAUGUUGGCAGAUGUCAAGGAGGAGAUCACUGGACAAAUGAUGAUGCGAGCCAAGGAGUCUGAAACUCAUGAGCUCGCGUCUUACCUGAAUGAAGACCAUCAGGAGCUCAUCAGGAGUUCAUUCUCCAAAGCAGAAGCUUACAGCAUUGCUCGCGACAUUAGCAUACCCCCAGAACAAGGAAGUCAACCCAAAGGCGUCGAAGUUCUACUCCGAAAAUUACUAGGCGCUGAUGGGUUUCUGAAAGAGGUCGAGACUCACUUUCCCAAUAUCAUCGUCACCUUCUUUAAAUCCCUUGAUCGCUAUGAUCAGAUCGAGCGAGCUUUCUCAAAGCGGCCAAGCUUUCGUUAUGCACUUGAAAUUCAGACGUGCAUUCUCCAUAAAUGUGCAACGGAGAGCACUUUGCCUCCCGGCCAACAACCCUCCUUUCGAGCCCGUUAUCUCCUUGAUGAACUAGACUUUCUCUGCAAACGCACGGGAUUUGAGGUUGAGUCAAUCUGGACGCCUACACUUGUUACCUUUGUCUGUCGAUCUCUUCUGGAAUCAAUACACCCUGCCCUUGGCUCUCUUCACAUGUGCUCUGUGAUUCGAAAAAUCAGAAUUCUUGUUUCUCUAUCGGGGCCAAUAGUGCUCCAAGACUAUCCUUUCGAAAUGCUACUUCACUCCAUUCGCCCACUUUUGGCGGAGAUCCAGUGUUCCGAAGAUGCACUGGGAAUAUUUUGGUAUCUCCUUGAAGCUGGAAAGCCAUAUUUGACUGCGAACCCCGGCUUUACGGCUGGAAUAAUCCUUACCACGUUUGUGACCCUGCGAAAAUUAUUCUCCUUGAAGGUGGGAGAUAAUACAGAGGAACGCCAGUUCAAGGCGGCCUUAAAGAGCGCUCAAAGAUUCCACGAAUGGAUGUGUGGGUUGGCGAAAGAGUACAGCUCGCCGGAAUGGGAGCCCCAUGCCCAGGAAACCUUCCCAAGGCUUUUAGCUUUGGCUAAAGACAUAUCGGCACCGGAUGGCUCAUCUAGCAUGAAGAAUGAAAAGAAGUUGGUUCUUGAGGUCCUUACAGAUCGUCAGUCAGUACAGCCUCUCAUGGGAGAAGCGAUUGCGGAUGCUGUUCUCUCCCUACUGUGUCCUGAAUUCAAUUGGUCGUUUAAUGUCGGUGACGAACGUGCUGAAGAUACAUUAAAUUCGACCUCUCAAGUUAUUUCACUGUGGCAUACUCUACACAAGUUUGAUGGUGGAGCGGAGUACCGGCUCUGGGCCGCCUCGGUCAUCGGACGCUCAUUUGCGAAAACGGGGAAAGUUGACGACAACCUUUUACGAGAGCAGGAUCUCGAUGUUUUCGGAAUCGUCGAGCUGAGUGACCAGUCAAAUAUCUUCUGCUACUCCAAAGCUCGAGUAAUUCAAGCCCUGUGUCAGAAGUUACAAAUCCAAGACAACAGAGAAGCCGGAUUGAUCGAACACACAUUACAACUUAUCUUGAGCAAGAUCCCUGAAUUCCCAGACCUCCAAGGCUGCGCCGAGGUUAUUCCAGAAUCGCUGAUGAAAGCCCUCAUCUGGAAUCCUUACACCUGUCCCACAAUACCCCUUUCGCCGUCGGAGCUAGAGAGAUGCAACCAAACAGAUAUAUCAGCUGCCGGGCUCACAGUCGCCGAGUGGGCCCGUACAGUUUCGCUCUUCCUUUCCAAUGCCGCAUUAGAAGAUCCUGUAAUUGGGCCAUUGCGCAAGAUUCUCAACGUUAUUCCCGACCUAGCUGUUCAGAUCUUACCAUACAUCAUUCAUGACGUGUUGCUGGCGGAAGGGGAUGAAAAGGGCCCAAUGAGACAAGUCAUUUCAGAUUCGUUCAAGCAAAUCUUGAGCGAUGUGCGCGAGGGAAACGUUUUGCAUGCCCGACUCGUCAUCACGUGUGUCUUGUAUCUGCGCAAUCAGCCAGUGCCAGACGAAGUCACGAUCGUCCAGCGUGAUAGAUGGCUCGACAUAAAUUUCGGCGAAGCAUCCUCCGCGGCACACUACUGUGGCCUACAGAAAACAUCUCUCUUGUUCCUCGAGAUCGAGGCAUCCAGGGCCAUUGGGGCUUCUCGGCGCGCUUCUGUUGCCAAAUUCGAACCACCAGUUGGGUUGCUGCACAAUGUCUUCAAACAUAUAGACGAUCCAGAUCUUUUUUACGGGAUCCAGCAGAGCUCUUCACUGGAUACAGUUAUGGAGCGACUGGAGUACGAGAGCUCGGGUUUCAAGAAUCUGCUUUUCCAGAGUGCUCAUUAUGACAGCGAAAUUCAGAUGCUGGGCCACGGGAAUGCUUACGGAGUCCUUAAAGCCCUCAACUCCACUAAUCUUCAGGGUAUUGCCAAUACGAUGGUGACUUCCUCGGGAACUGCGAAGGACAUGUCGAUCUCUUUUGAUAGCACCUUAAAGGCCGCAACGAACCUUCAGCAAUGGGACAUUCCUAUCUCGCCCUUUGAAUCAUCGCCACAAAGCAUGAUAUUCCGCGCAUUUCAGAGCCUGAACACAUCUUCUUCCUUGUCAGAGAUCAAUACUUCUAUCGACAGCUCUCUUCUUGUGACUCUUGAUGCUGUCAUCGAGAAUGGGCAAUCGGCCAUGCAACUACGAUCUGCGAUGCGUAGCCUGGGAGUUCUGACAGAGAUGAGUGAUCUCCUCCGGUCGUCAUCUUCCAAUGACAUGCGGAAUAAAUGGAAUGAGAUCAUCGGUCGGAGCAGCUGGCUAAGUACUGAAAGCUACCAUGAAGUUGGAGAGAUUUUGAGCUGGCACGAGGGCCUUUGUUCCUCGAUAAGAAAGAACGAUGCCUUGCAAUCGUGUUUGAAUUUGACCCUGGGAGACUCGCGUCUUCUUGAGGCCAAAGUCUUUCGCCAGUCGCUCGAAAUUACAAGGAGUCAUGGAAUAUCACAGGCCUCACUGAAAGCCGCGAUCAGUCUUUCCAAGCUCUCUGAGCCCUGUGCCAAAAUGGGAAUCAACAUUGAUGGUGCAGCGCAAUUUGAUCUUGCAAAUGUUUUGUGGGACCAGGGCGAAAUGACAGCUUCGAUCGGAAUGCUACAGCAACUUAAGGGUCACAACGAUCUACAUAAGCAGGCAAUCCCUCUUAGUCGUGCCGAGUUGCUCGUGACUUUGGGUCACCAUGUCGCCGAGGCUCGACUGGAGAAACCAGAAGCAAUUCUUCAGGAUUACUUGUAUCCGGCAGUUAAAGAGCUAAAAGACUCAUCAGAUGGGGAAGCAGCUGGACGAGUAUAUCACGGGUUCGCUGCAUUCUGUGACCAACAGCUCCUCAACCCGGAUGGCUUAGAAGACUUCAGGCGAGUGCAACAGCUUCGUGAUCGCAAAGAGAAGGAGCUCCAGGGUCUUGAAGAGAUGAUGAAAACUUCCACGGGCCGCGAAAAGGAGUCUAUGAAACACUUCCGAGCCAAAACAAAGCAAUGGUUCGAUCUCGAUGAUCGCGAAUUUCAGCGUCUGUCACGAAGCCGAGAAGCGUUCUUACAGCAGUGUCUCGAAAACUACCUCCUUGCAUUAAGGGAGAGUGAUGCAUACAACAACGAUGCUUUACGAUUUUGUGCGCUCUGGUUCGACAAGUCAGACAGCAAGAUCGCGAACACUGCAGUCUCUCGCUAUCUGAACGAUGUCCCAAGCCGGAAAUUCGCACCUCUCAUGAAUCAGUUAUCUUCUCGACUGCUCGACGUGCGAGAUGACUUCCAGACAUUAUUGACGGGGUUGGUCUUUCAGAUUUGCGCUCAGCAUCCAUUCCACGGAAUGUAUCAAAUCUUUGCUAGUAGUAAAUCUAAGGGAGGCAAAGACCAAUCCUCACACUCCCGUUUCCUCGCCGCCAACAAACUUGUGGAUCGCUUGAAGAAUGACAAGACCAUCAGUCCAACCUGGAUUGCUGUUCAUAAUAUGAACAUCACAUACGUACGGUUUGCUGUUGAUCGAAUGGACAACAAAUACAAAAGUGGAGCCAAGAUUGCCUUGAAAAAGCUGCCUACAGGUGAGCGUCUUGGCCAAGACGUGACAACUUACAGGCUUCCUCCGCCCACCAUGAAAAUUAAACUUCGAGAGGACUGUAAUUACAGCAAUGUUCCUACAACGGCCAAGUUCCAGUCCGAGUUCACACUUGCGUCAGGUGUCAGUGCACCCAAGAUUGUUACUGCGAUCGCGAGUGAUGGUGUCCGCUACAAGCAGCUGUACAAAGGAGGAAACGACGACCUUCGUCAGGAUACGAUCAUGGAACAAGUCUUUGAGCAAGUCAGCAGCUUGCUCAAAGACCAUCAGCCCACUCGGCAACGCAAUCUCGGGAUCAGAACCUACAAGGUUCUUCCUCUCACUCUCAAUGCAGGAAUCAUUGAAUUUGUUCCCAACACCAUUCCUUUGAAUGACUUUCUAAUGCCUGCGCACCAGCGGUACUUUCCAAAGGAUAUGAAGCCCAACUCCUGCCGGAAGCAUAUUGCAGAUGUGCAGACCAAAUCAUUCGAGCAACGCGUUAGAACAUACCGUCAGGUUACAGAACACUUUCACCCUGUCAUGAAAUAUUUCUUCAUGGAGAGGUUCAAUAACCCAGACGAUUGGUUCAGCAAGCGAAUUGCGUACACGAGGAGCACUGCUGCAAUCUCGAUUCUCGGUCAUGUUCUUGGACUUGGCGACCGACAUGGCCACAACAUUUUGCUCGACGAGGAGACUGGAGAAGUGAUUCAUAUCGAUCUGGGUGUGGCUUUCGAACAAGGCCGUAUCUUACCUGUCCCCGAAGUCGUGCCCUUCCGCUUGACUAGAGAUUUGGUUGACGGAUUCGGUAUCACCAAGACCGAAGGAAUCUUCAGAAGGUGUUGUGAAUUCACGCUAGAGGCCCUCCGACAAGAGUCCUACAGUAUUAUGACAAUUUUGGACGUUCUUCGUUAUGAUCCGCUCUACAGCUGGACCGUGUCGCCCCUACGAAUGAAGAAAAUGCAGGACAAUCAAGAGGGUGGCGAUGAGCCACCAGUACUUACCGGGACCACUGACAGAAGCUCGAGUCUGACAAAUGAGCCGAGCGAGGCGGAUCGAGCUUUAACCGUCGUUGCUAAGAAACUGAGCAAGACACUGAGUGUGACUGCUACGGUUAAUGAGCUUAUCCAACAGUCAACAGACGAGAAAAACCUCGCUGUUCUAUACUGCGGAUGGGCGGCUUAUGCUUAG